AUGUCAGUAUACGGCCGCUGCCGGAUGUCAGACGACGGGUUCCCCCUCGAGGGGAGUCUACGCGAGUUAAUAGAAACUCCUUCCUUGAAAUGGAUCUUCGUUGGAGGAAAGGGCGGCGUCGGAAAGACGACCACCAGCUGCGCCAUUGCAACAAAGCUCGCUGAAACGCGCGAAUCUGUAUUGCUACUAUCUACCGAUCCUGCACAUAACCUAAGCGACGCAUUAACACAAAAGUUUACGAGCACUCCUACUCUUGUCAAUGGAUACAAGAAUCUUUAUGCAAUGGAAAUAGAUUCUCGUCCUCAAGAAGCAGCAGAUUUUCAAUUAUUUAAGGGAAAAGAAUCAAAAGAUUUAAUGCAAUUUCUUCCUGAAUUAAUUAAUGCUGUACCUGGUAUAGAUGAAGCUCUUUCUUUUGCUGAACUUAUGCAGUCUGUGCAAACAAUGCGUUAUUCAACAAUAGUGUUUGAUACAGCACCAACAGGACACACAUUAAGAUUAUUAGGGUUUCCUAGGGUUUUGGAGAAGGGUUUGAAGAAAAUAGGAGAAUUAGCUGAGGGUUUAGGUGCUGCUCUUGAUGUAUUCACCUCUCUUGCAUCUACACAACCUACAAACCCUCAAGAGACCCAUACAACUUUUGUAUGCGUUUGUAUCCCUGAAUUUUUGUCUCUUUUUGAGACAGAAAGACUUGUACAAGAAUUAGCUAAACAAGGAAUAGAUUGCAGCAAUAUUGUUGUUAAUCAAGUUCUUAUGCCUAUAGAAUUAGCUAAACAAGAAAUAGAUUGCAGCAAUAUUGUUGUUAAUCAAGUUCUUGUGCCUAUAGGGGAUUGUGACGGGAAGGGUGCCCCCCUUGCUUCUCCUGCCUUAAUGGAGACACUGCAGCAGCAGCAGCAGCCUCCGCUGUCUCCGCAGCAGCUGCUGCAGCCAGCAGCAGCAAGAGGAGACAAGGAGACACCAGAGGAAGAAGCAACGAGAUUACGCAAUCUUGUGCUGCAGCUGCAGCAUCGGCUGCUGCUUGUUGAGCAAUCGUAUGCUGCUAGACGUCGCAUGCAAUCGAAGUACUUGUUGCAAAUAAAAGAGUUGUAUACUUACGACUUCCAUGUUGCCUGCGUGGGUCAACAAUCGGAUGAAAUUCGCGGCGUAGAAAAACUCAAAGCGUUGGGAAAUCUUCUUUGUAAAGAAACAGAAAUUCCUAUACUACUUACCGGCUGGCUGUUACACCUACAAGCUACCAGAUGCAGCAACAGCAGCAAUAGGAGCAGCAGCAGCAGCAGCAGCAGCAGUAGCAGUAGCAGCAGCAGCAGCAGCAGCAACAGGGGUUCAUGGGUGUUCUCUGUGACUCAGAGAAGAUCACUUAGUAUUGCUGCUGAGGCGGCUCUAGCGCCAGCAGCAGCAGCAGCAACGGCGGCAGCAGCAGCAACAGCAACAGCAGCAGCGCCACGACAACCGGCAGCAGCAGGAGCAGCUGGAGCAGCAGCAGCAGCAGCAUCCGAGGAUGCAGCAGCUGCAGCAGCAGCAUCCACAGGGACAGUAGAAGUAGGACCAAUAGACACAGUAGCAGCAGCAGCAGGAGAUGCAGAGACAUCAGCAGAAGCAGCAGCAGAAGCAGCAGCAGCAGAAGCAGCAGCAGCAGAAGCAGCAGCAGCAGGAGCAGCAGGAGCAGCAGUAGAUUUAGAUUUUGUAUGGAAGACAGCAACACAGAGCAGCAGCAACUGGAAGACUCUGCAUGCAUGCAACAAGUUGCUGCUGCUGCGGCUGCAGCAGAUACAGCAUGACGUUACUGCUGCACUGCAGCAGCAGCAGCAACAACAACAACAGCAGCAGCAGCAGCAACAGGGGCAGCAACAGCAACAAGACACAGCUGCCUUGUCGAUAGAGCACAUUGAGGACUUGGCGUCUUCUUUUUAUUUAUCUGCUGCUCUCUCCCUCCCUGACCCCGCGCUGCAUGCAGCACUGCAUGCAGCAGCAACAGCAGUUGCUGCUGCCCUCAAGUCCCUUAGAUUAGCAGCAACAGCAGCAGCAGCAACAGCAGCAGCAUCAGCACGAGCAGAUGCAUGCGUUGGUGCACCACAGACAACAGGAACAAAAACAGCAGCAGCAGAAGCAGCAGCAUCUCCUGUUGCUGCAGCAUCUGUAGCAGCAGCAUCUCCUGCUGCUGCUGCUGCAGCAGCAGCAGCAUACGGGAAAAUAGGAGCAAGAUCCUUGGCGCUGCUGCUGCGGUGUAUGUACACCUCACCUGGCAGCAGCGCAGCAGAUGCAGCACUGCACAUCAGUGAUGAGCUUCUGCGGCGUCACGAGGUGUUGCUGCAGCAGCAGCUGGAGCAAGCUGUUGGUGCAGCAGCAGCAGCAGCAACAGCAGCAGCAGCAGGAAGGACCAGUGGUCUAGCAGCACUACUAAGCCCCAGCGAAUUAGUCUUAUGGCUAACAGCAGCAGCAAAAUAUAAAUAUACUAAUCAGGAGCUGUGGGAGUUGGGCGCAUCGCAUUUGCUGCUGCACUUGCAGCAGCAGCCAAAGAAGAAGCAGCAGCAGCAGCAGCAACAGCAGCAGCAGCAGCAGCAACAGCAGCAGCAGCAGCAGGGAGGUCUAUCUCCCUUACAACUAGCUGCAACAGCAUAUGCAUGCGCUGCUGCUGCAGCAGGUAUAGAGAAGGUGCAGCUGCUGCUGCAGCAAGUUGCUGUUGCUGCUAGGCAGCAACUUGCUUCCUUCUGUUUGCCUACUAUGAGCCAACUAUUAGGUUCACUAAUUAAAGGAGGAAUUGAUUGCCGUUUGCUGCUGUCGCGCUGCGCUGUGCUGCUGCGGAGACAAGCAGCAAAUGGACAGCUGCAGCAGCAGCAAAUCACAGGUCUGCAGCAAAGACUUUGCUGCAGCAGCAGCAGCAGCAAGAUGUUGUUGCGCUGCUGA
This is a messenger RNA of Eimeria maxima, 2898 nucleotides long. RefSeq names its product arsenical pump-driving ATPase, putative. The coding region runs from base 1 to 2898 and encodes 965 amino acids. The transcript has 19 exons. The record is from RefSeq and is a predicted model, not a curated record. Gene Ontology annotation, molecular function: ATP hydrolysis activity; ATP binding. Gene Ontology annotation, cellular component: GET complex. NCBI's taxonomy places the organism in Eukaryota, Apicomplexa, Conoidasida, Eucoccidiorida, Eimeriidae. Gene Ontology annotation, biological process: post-translational protein targeting to endoplasmic reticulum membrane.